Molecule: messenger RNA, 4324 nt
Organism: Triplophysa dalaica
Lineage: Eukaryota; Metazoa; Chordata; Actinopteri; Cypriniformes; Nemacheilidae
Product: kelch-like protein 28
Exons: 7
Coding region: 166-1881 (571 amino acids)
Molecular function (GO): protein binding
Source: RefSeq, a predicted model, not a curated record
GGAGGGUAUGAAAGUGAGCCGGUGCAGAUCCAGUCAUAGUCCUGUUGGAAAAUUCCCAUUUUUAGAGACUUAAAUGUCUAUUAAAAUGCAACAUAUAUAACCCGAUGUGUGAAUAACCGUCGCCGCUUUGAGCUUCAAACUGUCAGACAUCCCUCACAAAUACAGAUGGACCAGUCGGCAAAGUCGUAUAUGUUUGCCAGUCUGACGCGUCCACACUCCGAGCAACUCCUGCAGGGUCUACAGCUCCUGCGACAGGACCAUGAGCUCUGUGACAUCGUACUGCGCGUGGGUGAUGCCAAGAUUCACGCCCACAAAGUGGUGUUGGCCAGUAUCAGCCCGUAUUUCAAAGCCAUGUUCACGGGAAACCUGUCGGAGAAAGAGACCUCAGAGGUGGAAUUCCAGUGCGUGGACGAAGCCGCUCUUAAGGCCAUCGUGGAGUAUGCGUACACGGGAACCGUGUUUAUCUCACAGGAGACGGUGGAGUCUCUGCUCCCCGCCGCGAACCUCCUACAGGUUAAACUGGUGCUGAAAGAGUGUUGCAGCUUUCUGGAGAGUCAGCUGGACGCAGGGAACUGCAUCGGCAUUUCACGGUUCGCUGAAACCUACGGCUGUCACGAUCUCUGUCUAGCAGCCACUAAAUUUAUCUGUCAGAACUUCGAGGAGGUGUGUCAGACAGAAGAAUUCUUUGAACUGACGCGGACUGAGCUGGACGAGAUUGUGUCAAACGACUGCCUGAACGUGGUGACGGAGGAGACGGUCUUCUACGCGCUGGAGUCCUGGAUCAAAUACGACCCGGCGGAGCGGCAGCAGUAUCUGGCGCAGCUCCUGCACUGCGUGCGACUGCCGCUGCUGAGCGUAAAGUUCCUGACACGGCUCUACGAGGCCAAUCACCUGAUCCGUGACGAUCACGCCUGCAAACAUCUGCUCAAUGAAGCCCUCAAAUACCACUUUCUGCCUGAGCACCGCCUCUCUUACCAGACCGUGCUGUCUACACGCCCGCGCUGCGCUCCUAAAGUCCUGCUGGCGGUGGGAGGAAAAGCCGGUCUCUUUGCCACCCUGGAAAGUAUGGAGAUGUACUUCCCACAGACGGACUCGUGGAUCGGUCUGGCUCCUCUUACGGUUCCACGUUACGAGUUUGGAGUGGCGGUUCUGGAGCAGAAGGUUUACGUGGUGGGCGGGAUCGCCACACACAUGCGUCAGGGUAUCAGUUACCGGCGACACGAGAGCAGCGUGGAGAGAUGGGACCCUGACAGUAACACGUGGUCCAGCGUGGAGCGGAUGGCCGAAUGCCGGAGCACUCUGGGUGUGGUGGUGCUGGCUGGGGACCUGUACGCUCUGGGGGGAUAUGACGGUCAGUAUUACCUUCAGUCUGUGGAGAGAUACGUGCCCAAAGUAAAGGAGUGGCAACCUGUGGCGCCCAUGACCAAAUCGCGCAGCUGUUUCGCCACGGCUGUGCUGGACGGGAUGAUUUAUGCCAUCGGCGGCUACGGCCCUGCGCAUAUGAACAGUGUGGAGAGAUACGAUCCAAGCAAAGACUCGUGGGAGAUGGUGGCGUCCAUGGGUGAUAAACGCAUCAACUUUGGAGUGGGUGUGAUGCUGGGCUUCAUUUUUGUCGUGGGGGGUCACAACGGCGUUUCUCAUUUAUCCAGCAUCGAGCGAUUCGAUCCUCAUCAGAACCAGUGGACGACGUGUCGGCCGAUGAACGAGCCCCGCACAGGAGUCGGGUCUGCUGUGGUGGAUAACUACCUGUAUGUGGUGGGCGGUCACUCGGGCUCCUCGUACCUGAAUACGGUCCAGCGUUACGAUCCAAUCACGGACAGCUGGCACGACUCUAGCGGGAUGAUGUACUGCCGCUGUAACUUCGGCCUCAGUGCCCUUUGACCCCGGGCUCAUGGCUGCCGCUUUUCAAGAGAGGACGAGGGGAAACAUGGCUUCUAUUUCUGCGGCGUGUUUCCGCUCAUCUACGUCACAUUCUGACGAUCACGUGGAGUAUUUAGGACACGCGCGGGGGCGGCGGGACUGCCACACGCCAGCACGGCGCCGAGAGCCUUCCGGAACCCGCAGAGGACGUGGAGCAGCGCGUGUGUGUGAGGCGUUCCUGUACUGCCUCUGAGCACUUUCCCCUUUACGUUUGACAGAUCCAGUCCCGUGUGUGUGUGCGUGCGCGCGUGCACGUGUGUGUACUCUGUGAUAAAGGGCUGCCUCGUGUCUUGUAUAUAGCGUGAGCUGAUAGUAAAUGUGAACGUGUGCUGUACUCAUCUAACUAAUGCACUGACAUACUGAUGAUGACUGUGUGUUGUCUCUGAGAAUCCUCCGUAUCACAUGAAAUAUCUGCCUCAUAUUUCACCCACCGUUCAAGAGAAACAUUCAGAAGGCGUACAGAAUAAAGAAAGUGAAGCUGAGAUGUUUUGCGUUGUGGUAUUGUGUUCAUGUUAUGGCACAAUGCGCAUCCCCCCGCAAAAUUAUUAUUAUUAUUAACCUAAUGAAUACAAUUAUUCUCUGAUUGUUCUGUCAUUUUAUGAUUUAUAUUUAUGAAUUAACUAUAUAACAUCAAGGGAGUACAGCAUAUGGAUUGUUAGGUAAAAAUUUGGAAUAUCAUAAUGAGAAAUCAUGAUGUUCAGCUUCAUGUUCUUUAUACACAAUUUAUUACACGGAUUUAACGUCUUUUCCACGUGGUAGGUCUGCAUUCUCUAAACAUGAGCUAAUCAAAUAUUUCAAAUUCACAUUUCAUGUCCAGUUUUUUUCUCAUGUGUUUAGUAGCCGUGUAAUAAUCGGGACAAUGUACAAGCACUGUUGGGGCUUAUUUCUGCGAUAACAACCGACUGCCUGUACAUUAUCCUAUACGUUAAAGAUUCUUGUGUGUGUGUGGGUUUCCUGUAUGACUGAAGCACACACACAAUGACUGGUGCUAAUUUCAGGAUUCUGUGGUUUUGUGUUUCUCAUAAUGUGACUUUCUCAUCUUUGUUUGUGUUAAAAUGCUUUAAGUAGCAUCACCCAACUGCUCGCCACAAUCUACAUGAGAUUUCUUGCCGUAUAAAUCCAUUAACCCAUUCAUCUUAUUACACGUUUAGUGACGAACAGGUAAAAACUGUCAAACUUAUGUGUUUAAGUCUCAUGAUCUCACCUCACGCCAGUGCCAAAACAUUUCAGCUUUCCAUGCGCAGUCAAUCAGAAGGAGCAUCUCCUGUAUUUUCUGUUUGAUUUCACUUCAGUUUCAUUUAAACGGAGCGUCAGUAGGAAUCGGAAGCGAGUCUAAUAUUCAGUUACAGAUUCCGUUUGAUUCAUUCCUCGGAGAUUCACUGAAUGAAGGAAUCGGAAGAAUUGUGCACUUACAAAACCAUUUUAUACUUUGUAGAUAUGAAUAUUUAUUUUGAAGGCAUUCUGACAAUGCAAUAAUACAAUUUCUCUUUUUUUAUCAUCAAAUUGCCAAGGUGUUUUACUAUCCUGUGACUGAUCGAAUGGCACGUUGAGUCUGCUUUGUUUUUUUUACUGUUUCCCAUCAACAUUUGUUUAUGUCUGUUUUUACAAUGAAUAUGAGUUUAUAUUUAUGUUUAAAGUUUGAUAAAAUCACUUUGAUUGGCUAUGAGAUAUUAAAAUCACGAUCUUUACUUUAUUGUGAUUAUACUGUCAUAUGGCUACACAUUUAAAUGUCAACGGUAAGAUUUCAAAGGUCAAGAAGGAAAAGGUUUGUGUUUGACUAGCAAUAAGAACUGUGUCUUUGUGUCACGGACAUCUGAAGUGAUUCACACUGACCAACAUCUCGUCUGUGUUUGAUUCCACGUGAACAGAAGUCGCACACGUGUGUUCAUUUGCUAUAAGUUGAUCACAUGACUGCAGUCUGUAGUAAUGAAUGAAUGCAUCUCAUGUAAUGAAAUGAUGAUGACAUCACGCUCUUCUAUUGCAAUCCUUCGGUGAUGCUGUCUUCUCAUUUCAACUGAAAUCUAAUGGCCAUAAAUGUAAAGCUGAAAACAUGAAACUGCAAAAUAGUGGAUGUGUUUAAAUGUGUGUUUUAUUGUCCUGACCGUCGCUGCGUUCACCAAAGUGCUUGUUUAUGAAUGAAAGUGUACAAGUUUGACCGUUGUUCACAUUAUGUCUAUGUCGGGUUUUUCUCGUGAGGAAAUCGGUCCGCUUUGUGUCUGGAUUAGAAUGAUUUUUUGAUAAACCUGUGGAUUGUUACUGGAACUAAACCGAUAAUAUUAGCUACAGAUGCACUAUUUGUUUUUUUUUACAUUUAUCAAGCAUCGAGGGAACAUAGCACACCUUUUUGCCAAUUUAUUUAUGUGUUGCAGCUGAUCGAAUCUUAAAUAAAGGCCUGGAAAUGUGA